AUUCAUUCCAGAAGUAAGUGCUCUAUUAUUAUGUUUUUUCACCGUGUAAUUACGGGAUUUGUGUUAUUAUUUAUAACUGUAAUCACAAACGGUGAGGAAAAAUUAUGUAGAGUCAGGGACACUCCGGGAUUGAUUCCCCGCGAAAUUUGGGAAUUUUGGACAGGGUACUAUUGUUACAACUAUUCGAAUAACUAUCGUCUCUUAUUCAAAUACAAUGUAACUAGAGGAAAAUACAACGGAUCUACCAUACCCCUCGCUCGGAUUAAUUCUACAACAGUCGUUCCGUUUGACUACCGCAACUCCAUUUCCCGCUCAUGCAUCCGCGAAUCCUUCAAAACCGACCAUUUUUUCCAAAUGUGGGUUGACUGCUGUGAAGAAGCCGUCGACUGUUGUGACAACUUCAUGACCAAUGACAACAUCCAACCAAACUCGGAAUACCCAUGCCCAGCAAUAUGGGACGGCUGGAGUUGUUGGGGCCCUGCCAAAGCCGACACUGUUGAAAAAAUGAAGUGUUCAACUCAGGCAUACUCAACCGAUUCGGAUGUGUGCGAAUUGAUGAGCGAAAAAACAUGCUUCGCUAAUGGUACAUGGAACCAAAAAACCGACUACGAGGUGUGUGCCGUGGCUCCAAUUCUCCGGAAUCGGCACACUUUUAAUGUUAUUAUGUUGGCAGUAGCGACCGUGUUGUCGUUUCCAGCAGUCGUAAUUUUUUUCAGUUUCCGGAGCUUCCGGAAGAAUUUGAGAUUGAUUUUUCACCGGAAUCUUCUCCUAGUUAUCAUAAUAAGAAACCUUUUAACUAUAAUGUCAAAGGAGAUUAUUAUUUUGGACGCUUUGGAGUCGUCAGAAUCUAACCAUGUGAUGGACGGUAACGGAGUGGCUUGUCGAGUUCUAGCCUUUUUUGAAAAUGCCGCCAAAAAUGGGAUGUACGCGUGCAUGUUAGCCGAUGGGUUUUAUCUCCACAAAUCGAUUGUGAGGGUAUUUGCUGACGAGCCUAACAUUAUCUACAUUUAUGCAAUUGUUUUAACUUUAACUUUUUUGCCAUCGCUUAUUUGGGCGAUAACACGUGCUGUUCAUGAAGGAACCGACUGUUGGAUGGUUGAUGACAGCUCAAAUGAUCAAUGGAUUCCAGAUGGUUUCCGUAUUGCAAUCCUUGCAAUAAAUUUCUUAUUAUUAUUUGACAUAAUCAGAGUCAUGGCUAUGAAAUUAAAACGGGGGAAUACCAGCCAACAAACAAAAGCAACACUACGCGCCACAUUAUUUCUCAUUCCACUAUUUGGAGUUCAUAUUAUUUUUAUUACAAACCGAAACAUUGUCCCAAGUCACACUUGUCAAGCCGAAGAUAUUUACUAUUAUUUGAGUUAUGUAAUGGAAGCUUUGCAGGGAGUUAUGGUUGCUAUUCUCUUCUGUUACAUAAAUGCAGAGGUCCGUGGAGAGUUGAAAAAUGGUUUUAGGAAAUUUAUUUUAUACCUGGAAUCGAGGUUUGGAAUUACAUUUGGGAAAGUAAGAGAUAUACACAGAAGACCAACAGCAGCAACUUAUUGUUAAUAUUUUUAAGAAAAACAAGUUACUCGAUAUUCUAAAAAAAAAUCUCUUAAAAAAUGUAAUAUUUUAUUUUAUUUAUGUUUAGCGUUUCAAUAAACCUCUUUAUUAUAAUUCUUUUAAUAAAAAUAUUAA
Molecule: messenger RNA, 1674 nt
Organism: Tribolium madens (black flour beetle)
Lineage: Eukaryota; Metazoa; Arthropoda; Insecta; Coleoptera; Tenebrionidae
Product: calcitonin gene-related peptide type 1 receptor-like
Exons: 7
Coding region: 31-1545 (504 amino acids)
Biological process (GO): adenylate cyclase-modulating G protein-coupled receptor signaling pathway; cell surface receptor signaling pathway
Cellular component (GO): plasma membrane
Molecular function (GO): peptide hormone binding; G protein-coupled peptide receptor activity
Source: RefSeq, a predicted model, not a curated record